ACUUGGAACCCUUUGGUAAGUACAUAGCCAACUAUUGUCGUAUGUUUUGUUAUAUCGUUAAUGGCAAUGAAUCUUAGCAAGAACAAAGGCUAUGGAUGGGCGGUUUCAGCUGGACUUAAUGCCGCUUUUGCUGCCAUUUCUGCCAAGUUCAUUGGCCCACAGCUUUUUAGGUAUGCCAUGGUUAUAUUUUUCAAUGUAGUGAUGUGGGGAUGCUAUGUGAAUAGCUUGAAAGCUCUCUCAUCUCUUCAAGCAACUGUCACCAACUUUGCAACCAACUUUCUUUCUUCUGGUUUAGCUGGAUUUUUCCUCUUUCAGGAACCUCUAUCACUCAAGUGGUUUGCAGGUGCCCUUCUCAUUGUAGUUGGUGUAUUUGUACUCAGUAGGUCGAGUAUAGAAGAGAAAAAGAGCAAAGACUAAAGCUUUAUUGGCUUUUUUUCUUGUAUAAGAGCCAUUUUUUUUUUGUUAAUUUUCAGAAUCAUGAUUUCAGUUUCUGUAGAUUUGUUCAUUCUUAGAACUGAUUUGAGCAGACUUUUGUGUUUGAAUUUUAAAACAGGGCAAAAUACAAUUGAAGCAUAUGAUAGUUCUGCUAUGUUCUCAUACAAUUGAAGUAGAUUAGAAGAAGUAGAAUGUUCUCCUUCAGUUGAAUGCUUAAAACCGAAUGAUUACAUGAAUUCUGCCAUUUGAGAAUUAAGAGUGAAAGUCACUUUACAAAAGAAUUAGCUAACUGCUCCAACAAACUAUACAAACCCCUUGGCACCGACUCAACUGGGAAAUGACAAAACUACCCCUAGUUGGACCCUUUAUUACAGACGCACAAGACCCACCACAAACAUAUACCAACUAGCACCAGUUGAUUAAAAAGUCAAGAACUAAUGUAAUGUUUGGUCCUUACUCCUUCCU
Lactuca virosa is the source of this 900-nucleotide messenger RNA. Lineage: Eukaryota; Viridiplantae; Streptophyta; Magnoliopsida; Asterales; Asteraceae. The record is from the annotation of a GenBank genome assembly.